Messenger RNA from Xiphophorus couchianus (Monterrey platyfish), 4795 nucleotides. RefSeq lists its product as uncharacterized. The transcript is spliced from 12 exons. The record is from RefSeq and is a predicted model, not a curated record. Lineage: Eukaryota; Metazoa; Chordata; Actinopteri; Cyprinodontiformes; Poeciliidae. Bases 16 to 4407 code for a protein of 1463 amino acids. Gene Ontology annotation, molecular function: protein binding.
AAACAGGAUAGGAUCAUGUCAGGUGGGAGCUUACCUCGGCACCAAACUACAAACUCUUCUCCAGAGAGUUUGGCAAGUGACAGAUCCAAGGAUGAACCUUUAAAAUUUGACAGUAAAGAUCAAAGCUUACCUCGGCACCAAUCUACGAACUCUUCUUCAGUGAGUUUGAAAAGUGACCGAUCCAAGGAUGAACCUUUAAAAUUUGACAGUGUAGGUCAAAGCUUACCUCGGCACCAAUCUACGAACUCUUCUCCAGUGAGUUUGAAAAGUGACCGAUCCAAGGAUGAACCUUUAAAAUUUGACAGUGUAGGUCAAAGUGUUUCUAAUCACAUCCAAUCUGAAACAUCUGGACCAGCUGACACAGGAGGAGAUAAAAAAAAAAAAAAUGACCUGAAGGAAGUAAUUCUCAAGGAGGUGGGAAGACAUAAAAUUGACCCAAAACUCUCUGAGAUAGUGACGGUUGAAAGUGGGAAAAAGGAGUUAAUCACUCUCAAAGAUUUAUUUCCUGGAGCAUCUCUGUUUUCCAAAAAUGUGCGAACUGUACUGAUGAAAGGAGUCCCUGGGGUUGGUAAAACCUUCCAAACAAAAAUGUUCAUGAUCGACUGGGCAAAAGGAAAAUCCAGCCAACACAUAAAGGCUUUAGUGACCCUUGACUUCAAAGAGUUGAAUAAAAAGAAGGAUGAAGUAAAAAGCAUGGAAUCUCUGCUGGAUGAUUUCUUCCACAAAAAAAACGUUAACGUUUCAAAAGAUGACAAGAAAAAGAUAUGUUUUAUUCUUGAUGGACUGGAAAAAUGUGAACUUCCUCUUGACUUUGUAAACAACAAAGAAGUCAAAGACUUGAAGGAAGCAGCAUCAAUGGAUGUGCUGCUAACGAAUCUGAUGAAAGAAAAUCUGCUUCCUGAAGCUCAUAUUUGGAUCAUUUCUCAACCAAAAGGAGUUGAGAAGAUUCCUUCUAAAUAUAUCAACAAAACUGUUCAAUGUCAAGAAACCUCUGAGCAACAGAAGAAGUUAGAAUCAUGUAUGAAAAAUAAAUUUCUGAAAGAAAUCACUGACGAAAAAGAUGAAAUCAGUCAUCCAAACCAGAAAACAACGGAACAUAUCAUCAGAAGAGAAAAUGGCUCUGAAGAAGGGAGAAGUAAACAGGACAACUUUAGAAAAGUGAAUCAACCUUCUGAGAUCUUCAAAGAUGUGAAUGAGGAGAAAACUAGAACAGUGCUGACCAUUGGAGAAGCUGGUAUAGGAAAAUCUUUUCACAUAAAAAUUUUUAUAAAAGAAUGGGCUAAAAAGGAUAAAGAUACCUGGUCAUUUUUCACCUGGAUCAGAAGACCAUUUUCUAGCCAGGCAAAACCUGCAGAACUUUUGUUUCCACUUGACUUCUCAAAACUCAACUUGAUAAAAAAUAAAAAUAUGAGUUUGGUUGAUCUUCUUAAUCACUUCUUUGAGGAAACCAAAAAUAUCAUCAUCUCUGACUAUUCCCAGUUAAAUAUUGUAUUUAUUUUGGAUGGACUCAAUGCAUAUCAAGAUUGUUUAGACUUUGAAAACAGUAAAACUUUGACUGAUGUCAGAGAACCAACCUCAGUCGACAUGUUACUAACAAACCUUAUCAGAGGAAACCUGCUGCCAGAGGCCCACAUCUGGAUAACCUCUCAGCCUCCAGCUGCUGAGAAAAUCCCUGAUGGCUUUAUUGACAGACUGACGGAAAUACGAGAGAGGCCUGAUAUCAGAAGUCAAAGAAAACUCAAAAGUCAAUUAAAAGAUCAAUUCACCAGUGUGUCUGAAGGGAUUGAUGGACAGAAGACCUCAGCUCUUCUCAACGAGGUCUUCACUGACCUCUACAUCACAGAAGGAGAGCGUGCUCAGAAUGAAGCCAUGCAGGUUCAGGAUGCAAAGUUUAAAACGACAGAUGAAGAAACAUCUAUUAAAUACUGCAACAUCUUUAAACCUGCAAAUAAUAAUCAAAACAUUAAGACUGUUCUUACCGUUGGAGUGGCAGGCAUAGGAAAAACAUUUGCCUCAAUGAAAUACAUACUUGACUGGGCAGAGAGCAAAGCAACAGAAAACAUUUUUUUCAUUUUUCCACUUCCUUUCCGAGAGUUAAAUCUGAGAGCAGAUAAAGAUCACAGUUUACAAGAUCUGAUUCAUCAGUUCUUCCCAGCAUUGAGGACAUCUGAAAUAACUGACUAUGACAAAUACAACAUUCUGAUUGUUCUGGAUGGUUUUGAUGAAUGUCGUCUUAAUCUUAAGUUCAGUGAAACAAAUAAAUGGAGUGAUGUCACAACACCAACCUCAAUAAAUGGUCUACUGUCAAAUCUCAUCCUGGGAAAUUUGCUCCCUGAAGCUCAAAUCUGGAUCACCUCCCGACCUGCAGCAUCCAACAACAUUCCUCCAGAAAACGUUGAUCGAAUGACAGAAGUGAGAGGAUUUAAUGAUGAGCAAAAGGAAAAGUAUUUCAUGAAGCGAUUCAGUGAUGAAAAAGUGGCAGAAAAAUUUUUCUCAUAUGUGAAGAAAUCAAGAACUCUUUACAUAAUGUGUCACAUCCCUAUUUUCUGUUUCAUCACAUCAAAGGUUUUGGAGGAUUUUGUUGAAAGAAAUCAAGAUGAUAAACUGCCACAAACUCUGACUGACAUGUACACACAUUUCCUUUUGCUCCAGCGCAGACAGACAAAAGUAAAAUAUAAUACAGAUCAAUCAACCUCUGAAACCUCUGGAACGGAGACAUUCUGUGAUAAAACUAAUGAUGAAACAAUCCUAUCUUUGGGAAAACUUGCUUUCAAAGGCCUAGAGGAGAAAAACCUUCUCUUUAGUGAAGAAGACUUGACCGGUUGUGGGACUGAUGUAACCAAAGCUGCUGUUUUCUCUGGGUUGUUCACUCAAGUCAAAAGAGAAAAUCACGAGCUAUACAAUCAGAAUAUGUUUAGCUUUGUCCAUAAAAGCAUUCAAGAGUACAUGGCAGCUCUCCAUGUCUUCUACUCAUUUAAUAACAAAGGAGAAAAUGUGUUCGUAGAAUCCAGCUCAGCAGCCUCAGAGUUUUAUAAGAAAGCAGUGGACAAGGCUUUUGAGAAUGAACAUGGGGACUGGGACAUGUUCCUUCGGUUCCUAGUGGGUCUCUCUCUGGAAUCUAAUCAGAAUCUACUUCAGGAUCUGAUUGAUAAGACUGAAAAACACAAAGACAUUAAUAAGGAAGCAGCAGAGUACAUCAAAAAGAAGAUCAGAGAGAACAACAGUGACACAGAGAAAAACCUUAAUCUUUUCUACUGUCUUAAUGAGCUGAAUGACGACACGCUUGUUCAAGAAAUCAAAAAUUAUCUUAAAUCAGAAGAAAAACCUUUUGAAACUUUCACUGCGUCUCAGUGGUCAGGUUUAACCUUUGUGCUGCUGACAUCAGAUGAAAACCUUGAAGUGUUUGAUCUUAAGAAAUACCUGAAAUCAGAGAAAGUCCUUCUGGGAUUGAUGCCAGUGGUCAAAGUCUCAAACACUACUUUACUGAGUUGGUGUGAGCUCUCUGAAGAAUCUUGCAAUUGUCUGACAUCAUCAGUGCUAAGCAAACCAUCUUCUAAUCUCACAUUGUUGGACCUGAGUCAUAAUGAUUUGCUGGAUGCUGGAGUGAAGCGACUUGCUGAUGGGUUGAAACAUGUGAACUGUAAACUAGAGACUCUCAAGCUGGCAGGAUGUCAGGUGACAGAGAAAGGCUGCAUUUCUCUGGCUGAAGCUAUUGAGUCCCAUAAAAACUCCUCUCUUAAACACUUGGACCUGAGUUACAAUCAUCCUGGAGACAAUGGGAUGAGGGCUCUCAAUGCAAUAGUUGAGGAUCCAAACAAGAGACUUGAGACAGUGAACUUUGACUAUGAAGGAAAACAUCGACUAAAACCUGGUUGGAGUAAAUAUGGUGCAGAUCUUAUGUUUGAUAAGAACUCAGCAAGCAGACGACUUGUUCUGGCUGAAAACAACAAAACAGCGAAAACUGAUAAUGAUGUCAAGAAGCUGGAAAUGCGAAAUACAAGUGAUGAAAGGUUCAAGAGGACCCAGGUAUUUUGUGAUGAAGGCCUGAAACACCUUUGUUACUGGGAAGUGGAAUGGGAAGGUGUGGUGGGAAUUGCUGUGGCAUAUAAAGAUGUGGGUAGAAACUGGAACCGUGAUGGUGGUCUGGGUUGCAAUGACAAGUCCUGGAGUCUGCUCUGCUCCAAGACUGGAUACAAAGCCAUGCAUAAAAACACAAAAGAAGAAAUCAAAAUCUCUACAUGCAACAAAGUAGGUGUGUUUCUUGACUGGGAAGGAGGAACUCUAAGUUACUACAAUACAUCAUUAGAGAAGCGGAGCUUAAUUCAUACUUUCAAAUCAAAAUUCACAGCAGAGCUAUUUCCAGCCUUCUGGUUUGAGAAAGGUUCUGUGACUUUGUGCGACCUGUAGAUUUAUGAGUGCACAAGUUAGAAAGACUGUAAGCACUUAGAGGGGUGUGAAAAGCUGUUUUCCCCUUUCCUGAUUUCAUUUUUUUGCAUAUUUGUUACACUACAAGGUUUCAGAACAUUAAAAAAAUACAUAUAAGUCAAAGACAACACAAUUAGAUGCAAAAUGGAGUUUUAAAUGCAUGUUUAUUAUUUGGACCCGGUGAGGUCAUCUUUUUGCAAUAUAUUUGUAAUGAAAAGUUUUCAUCACUUCAUAUUCAAGGUAUUCCUCAAAAUACAUGUUAUUGAUAUCAUGCAAUUCAAAUUUUUAAUUUAAUUCUUUUUAUUCUUUUACGCAUUUUAAGAAAUAUCAUGUUUUAUGUUUUAUCCGCCUAUGUAUUUUAUAUUUCAAA